AUACGUUUAAUUAGUUCCGUUCUCGCAUAUUCCAUAAACAUGUUUACAUGCUCUAAUUAAGACUCAAUCACGACAACAAUGUAACGAAAUAGAAACAUGUAUAAAGAUAUCAUGUCACACAACAAAAUCAGUAAAGAAAAUCUAUUUCCCCAAAAUAUUAUAACUUUUUCUAAUACAUAAAUUAGAUGGGAGAUUCCCAAAACUCUGGUGGAUACAAUUACUUCUUCGGAGAAGCUGAUGAAAUCACAAGGAAAAUCGAGGAAUAUCAAAGAGAACGUGGUAGAGUCGAUGAUUCUCCAGUGCAUGUAUUAGACAAUUCUCCGAUGAUUAAUUAUCAUCAUCAAAACCAACCUACAAUGUCUAUCCAUUAUUAUAAUCCCAAUUCAUCGGAACAUUAUACUUCACAAGACAUUUCUCGUUCUGGAUAUCAUCAUCGUCAGUUUCAAAACCAGCCAAACACUCGCCAUAGGCUAUGCCUGAAAUGUUUGAUAUCGUGGCUAAUGUUGAUGCUAAGGCGGUUGUUUGUACCAACACCAAUCGUACCAAGACCAAUACCCACACCGAUGCCUUAUAACGAUUCUCCACAUUCAUACUCAGGACUCUCAUAUGGUAUAUGUCUUCAUUAUGUAACAUGAUCAAUAGUAUCGUCUUUAUAUAGUAAGUAGAGACUAUUUGAUCAGUUAGUCAAUCAUGGUAUAUAUAGACUACUGAAUCAAAACCCGGUUAAUUCUCUCACCGGUUAAUUAACCUUUAAUAUACGUUUGCAGAACGCUUUGAAGAUCAACCAAACCAAGAUUCACUCGAUGUAAGGAUAUCCAAAACAAUCAUAAUCUUUUUCAAAUAUCAUUUUCUCGCCUGAAAAUUUAAUAUGAACUCUCACCGUUAUGCCAAGACAGAAACUGGUCCAAUAUUUAUAUAUAAUUCUUACUGUAUCACAGGAAAUAAUCGAGCGGAUACAAGAGCGUGAAAGAGUAAACAUAGGUGUAGGUGAAGGAUUAACAGACAGACAAAUUUCUCAAUUACCUACCAUCAAGUUUAAACCCUCUCUAGAAGAUAAAAAGUAUAUUACUAUCUUUAUAUAUAUAUAUAUAUCCCUUCCUUCUUUCUUAUUUCCCUUAUUCAUAAAUAUUUUUCUGAUUUUAAAAUUACAAAGGAUAGUGUUCUUAUAAUUUCAUCCACAUUAAAUCUUAUAAUUUUUUUAAAAAUGCUUUUCCAUUUUAAAAUUAGUUGAAAGAAAAAAAAAACAUACAUGACGUAAAAAAAAAUAGAUAAGACCAGUGAAUAACAUAUACAAUAUACAUAAAUGCUUAAAAAAUUUAAUAACAAUAUGAGGGGGAAACAGGUGUAUGAUAUGCCAGUCAGAUUACGCUCGUGGAGAUAAAAUGACUAUUUUACCAUGUACUCACAAAUACCACAAAGAUUGCAUUAGUCAUUGGCUCCAAAACAGCAAGGUUAGUACCGCCUUUUCUCGUUUUUCUUCUUCUAUUACUGACAUGAUCAAGAUAUGCUAAAUAGAUUAUUAUUAUUAUUGGAUGAAAACAUGUUGGUUUUUCAAGUUCUUACAUUUAUUAUAGAAAAAGAAAGCAAAUAAAUUUAAUAUGAAGACAUAUGAUUGAACAAAGCUAUUGUUUGGUAAAUAUCAGCUGUCUUUUUACCACCCAAAGCUAUAUGUAUACCAUAUCAAUAUUUCAUCAGUAAUUUUGUGAAAGGUUUUUCUUUAGUUGCUAUAUAAAUUUUAAUGAUACUAACACUAUCCCCAAUUUAUCUCCCUUACUCCUUUCAGCUUUGCUGCGUUUGCCAAAGAGAAGUGAUUGUACAACAUUAGCUUUGAUCAACAGAUGAAUAAGCAAAAUAUUGACAUUAUGUUAGUUACUCGAUUUUAUAGAAACAUUCAAACGUUUUUCAGAUUUAAUCAAACAAAUUUGUAAAAAAAAAAAAAAAAAAGCUAAAAUAAUGAAAAGAAGAGUAUAUACUAAAUAUUAUCGUUUGAUAUUUUAUCUGGAUUAUUCAAAUGACGGGAUCAGUUAAUGAAAAUAUGGUCGUAAGAUUAGUUUUCAUAUCGAU
Molecule: messenger RNA, 2064 nt
Organism: Arabidopsis lyrata subsp. lyrata
Lineage: Eukaryota; Viridiplantae; Streptophyta; Magnoliopsida; Brassicales; Brassicaceae
Exons: 1
Coding region: 186-635 (149 amino acids)
Source: RefSeq, a predicted model, not a curated record